Messenger RNA from Arachis ipaensis, 1002 nucleotides. NCBI's taxonomy places the organism in Eukaryota, Viridiplantae, Streptophyta, Magnoliopsida, Fabales, Fabaceae. The record is from RefSeq and is a predicted model, not a curated record.
GCCAACUGUGUGUUAUCAAAUGGAAGGAUAUCUAUGCAAAAACACCUAUAAAUUAAAGCCCUCACCCUCAUUUAUAAUUAUCUUAUUACAUACAUUGCCAAAUACACUUAAUUAGUCAUAUAUCAUUUUUUUUUCUUCUCUAGUAAGCUAGAUCAUUCUCUUGACCAUGUCUACUGCUAGGAAAAGCCGUGGUCGCCAAAAGAUUGAGAUGAAAAAGAUGAGCAAUGAGAGCAACCUCCAAGUCACAUUUUCCAAGCGCCGUGGUGGAUUGUUUAACAAAGCUAGUGAACUUUGCACUCUCUGUGGUGCUGAAGUGGCAAUCAUCGUGUUUUCCCCAGGACAGAAGGUCUUCUCCUUUGGCCACCCAAGCGUUCAAACAAUCAUAGAUCGUUACCUCAUGCAUGCGUCGAUGCAUAACUCAUCAGGCACCAUGCAGUUCAUCGAGGCCCAGCGAAGUGCUAGUGUGUGUGAGCUGAACGAGCAGCUCACACGAAUUAGCAACCAGCUGGACGUCGAAAAAAAACGUAGCAACGAACUGAGCCGCCUUCAAAAAACUGUCAUGACACAGUUUUGGUGGGCUUUGUCCAUUGAAAAUAUGGACAAGACCCAACUUAACCAACUGAAGGCGGCUUUAGAAAAACUCAAGAAGAGUGUUAUGUACUAUGCUGAAAAGCUCCAUAUUCAAGGCAUUGUUGCUAACCCUCCUCAGCCACUCCUUGGUUUGCCAUCUUCAAGUGAUGUGGUGCAUCAUCACCAACCUCCUUUCCCACCACCAACAACUCAUCAUGUGCCUCAACUUUUCGCUUCCCAUAUUCGUCAACCUCUGAUGCUUAACGGCGAGAACCGUUUGAUGCAUAAUCCCAUGUUUGCUGAUUGGAGCAUGUUGCACCAACAUGGUUUUAACAUCAACACUGGUAUGGGAGGGUUUGGAAAUAUGGGUGGAUUGUUUUGAAUUUCUAUUAUUCAUAAAAAUAAAUAUUAUAAGUACUACUUUUACUUAUA